Molecule: messenger RNA, 6129 nt
Organism: Gryllus bimaculatus (two-spotted cricket)
Lineage: Eukaryota; Metazoa; Arthropoda; Insecta; Orthoptera; Gryllidae
Source: the annotation of a GenBank genome assembly
UCAUUCAACACGUGCUACUCCGCCAUCAGUUGCGGUUCCCCUUGCCUUGCCACCGCUUGCCACCCAGCUCGACCUCGCAGAUGCCCGCAGAAGCCACUCGUCGCUCACACGAGCUGAGAUACUCUCAGGAUACUCUUUGCAUCAGCAGAACAGAAAAUUCUUAAGCAUAGAAUACAAAAUGGUUGAAAUACAUAUUUAUUCUGAGCUACCAAAUCCUAGUAGUAGUAUAAUUAGUGGAAUCGGCGGAACGAGAAGCAUGACACGACAUUUCUUUUUACAGAUAUCAUAAUUUCUUCAAAAUAGAUACGUUUUUGAAUUAUAUAAUUCUAUUCGUAAUAAUGAUUCCCGAAAAGAUCCUCUCAGAAAGAGGAUGAAAUUAUAACCUCGUACGCUUUAUGUCAAAUGAACAUUUUCUUAGUAUUCACUCAUUAUUAGAUAAACGUAAAGUUUAUUAUAAGCUUGCUAUCAAUAUUCUAUAUAAUUUUAUAAAUAAUUUUUCUGACGAUAUAUUUAUGCUUUGACAUAACUACUUUUUUACGUUCCAUCAUUUUAUUAUGUUUGUAUGUUAAGUUUGGAUCAUAGUUUGAUAUGGUUGGUAGAACGUGUUCCGGUUUGAGACCCCCUCUUCGAGCCUUGGAUUCCGUCGGGAACUGGGAGGUUGUGCUAGUGUGUAGUUGUGUUUGUAGAGUAAGAAGUUCCUACACGUUAUUUUUAUAAUAUUGAAAAAGUACCCACACCACCACCCAAAUGUCCGUGGACAAGGAAGAAUUGGUGCAGCGGGCGAAGCUGGCGGAGCAGGCCGAAAGGUAUGACGACAUGGCGGCCGCGAUGAAGGCCGUCACGGAGACGGGCGUGGAGCUGUCAAAUGAGGAGCGCAACCUUUUAUCCGUCGCCUACAAGAAUGUGGUGGGCGCUCGCCGCUCCUCCUGGCGUGUCAUCUCUUCAAUCGAACAAAAAACAGAAGGAUCAGAGAGGAAGCAACAAAUGGCCAAAGAAUACAGAGAAAAGGUUGAGAAAGAACUCAGAGAAAUCUGUUACGAUGUUUUGGGUCUUUUAGACAAAUACCUGAUCCCCAAAGCAAGUAAUGCUGAGAGCAAAGUAUUCUAUUUGAAAAUGAAGGGAGAUUACUACAGGUACCUGGCGGAGGUCGCCACAGGAGAAACGAGAAAUACCGUAGUGGAUGAUUCGCAGAAGGCCUACCAAGAUGCGUUUGAAAUUAGCAAGGCCAAAAUGCAGCCCACUCAUCCCAUCAGGCUUGGCCUGGCUCUUAAUUUCUCCGUCUUCUAUUAUGAAAUCCUCAAUUCGCCAGACAAAGCGUGUCAGUUGGCGAAACAGGCAUUUGAUGAUGCCAUUGCGGAGCUGGACACCUUGAAUGAGGACAGCUACAAAGACUCCACCCUCAUCAUGCAACUGCUGAGGGAUAACCUGACGUUGUGGACCUCGGACACGCAAGGGGAUGGAGACGAGCCACAAGAGGGUGGCGACAACUGAUGUGCCAGCCCUCUCCUUACCCUGCGCGAAGUCCCCCAAUCCAUGUGUUUCUAUCAAAACCACAGUGUCCUGUCUGCCCUUUUCCUAAAUUUCCUGUGUCCCUUGCUGUUUCUUUCUCCCUCUGUUGUCCCUCCUCUCCCAGCUCCUUGUCCCUCCUCUGCCUCACUUUCUCUCGGUCAAGUCGGUAUAAUAUAUAUAUUAUAAUUAUAAGGAAAAUUCACAUACACAUCUACACACAUGCAAACACGAGUAAACAAACUUUUGAGUCUGCAUAUUGAAUACAGAAGGUUGGUUCACGGUAUGAAAUUUUGAACUGAACCUUUCUAUUAAGGCUUCCUUAUCUUUUUAUUUCUGAAAGAAAGAAAAAAUGCUAGCAGUUUCAGCAUGCAAGUGUCUUUUUUAAUAACAGUUGUAAGUUUCUAGCGAAAAGCAGCAUCAGAAAAAGCAUCCUAGUGUAAUCCAGUACCAGCGGCAUUGUUAUUGGUUGGUCAGAAAUAGGCUAUUGUUAUGAACGUUGGAAAUCAGUACAUAAUUGGUAUUAUGGAAAGCAGAAUUAUUAAUGUUGAUUUUCCAAAAAGUUUAUUAUUGUAUCAAUAUUUAUAAAACCUGAAUUUUCUGCCAGCUCACCAAUCAGUUCGCUGUAGGUUGAAGUGCAUCCUAGUUGUGGACUAAAUCUAAUUUCCCGGACAGAUUUACCUGCAGAUCACUACUCAAUUGGAGGAGUGCAGUUGUAAUUUGUAUGUACUUUUUGUCUUGAUUGUCAAGAAAUUUGUCGUAUUUCUGAAUCCCGUACUGUAAAAAAAAAGAUAAACUCACAGUGUUUUAUUAUUGCAUUGAAACAAGCCAUUUACAGCCAAAUAAUUGAACGUCAUUGUGCAAAAUAAAUUCCUAAAUCAAAAUGCAGCCUAUUAUUUAUGCUGGGAUACAAGCACUUCCAGAUGCAUCUGUUGCAUGUACAUGGCACAGCCGGACGCACCACUUCCCUCUGGUUGGUCACAGCACGACACAAGCACUGGGAACCUUGGACACCCACCCUGCCCCUUUGUCGUCAAGUGUUGGCAUUAUGUUAGGUGUUGUAUGCCCACCUUGUGUACGUGUGUGGAAAGAGUGGGAUGGGGCAGAGGCUUUGCAGCUUGUCAGCUCAUGUCUCUUCCCUGUUGCUACGUGUCACAACUGUUCUGUUCAAAAUUUUGGGCUGGUAGGGACCUAACCUGGUCCUCUCCUUGCUCCUGCCGUGCUGUUGCAAGUGUGAGAUACAACAUUGUGACAUGACUGAGAGCGUACCUUUUUUGCUGUAUGCAGACCAUGGUAUUCAGUUGGCUGCAUUCAAGCAUUAGUCAAGGUGGACUGCUAAGAUGUGGUAGCUACACUGUAUGCUUAUACAAGACCUAGAUACUUGUAUCUGUUUAUCAGUAAAACUUACUGCUUUCCACUAAAAGUAAUCAUUCUUUGUAGUAGAUAUUUGCAUUACUUGUGUCAACAUCAAAAUCGUAACUUCCUAGCACCUACAUUGUUAAAUGAUUCUUUCCGUGUAUGUUCCCAAGUCCUAUAUGCUUAUGCAAUAUUGGGAUAAUACUGCUCGAAGAGUAGGUCACUUUUUUAUGGUGUUGAAACAUCUGUUCAGUCUCAUUGUGAAAUACCUAAAUUUUUAGUAUUUUCUUUAUUUGGACAAAUUCUUUACAAAUUUAAAUUGCUAAUGGAUGUGAACUUUAUAAAAAAAUGUGAUUCUAUUUUUGAUUUUGUACACUGUGAUGUGCCUUUGAAGCCAAGGCCUAAGUAUUUGCAGAGUUUGAUUAUUUAGCUUAAAACUCAGUUGUCUGGUUCAGGAACAGCCAGCUGAGUUAGCCCUGUGAGGCAGGGCGGCCACUUUCUUUGGAGAGUGGUGCUGCUGCUUUGUUCCUGAAGCAAAACAUGACCUUGCCCAUCCUUUCUCUCCUCCCCAUCACUUAAACAGUUUUACUUUUGGGCAAAUCUUCAAAAUCAUUUGUACAGCUGUCACCUGUUGACCAAACUUUGUUUAUGCAUUUUAAAUUGCCAUAACAUUUAUUAAAAACGAUUCGUAUUCAAUCCCCCCUUCAGAAAUGCAUCAGUGUAAUAUAUAAUUAAUGCUAAUCGUAGUUGAUGUUUAUACUUCGUAAAUUAAUACAUUACAAAGAGGUGGUGUUUGUAAAUAAAACUAUAAAAUCGAUCCUGAGAGCCUGAUUUUUUGAAGCAACUCCCACCCGUUGAACCCUACGGCCAGGGACAUCGUGAAGCGAGGCGAGAGGGAGCUGUGAUGUGAGGUCGGAGAGGCUGGGCGCCGGCGCCCUGGCGGCGAGGGUAGCGCGCCCCGGCGGUAUCGCAAGGUGUAUUGAUCAGCGAGCACCGGAAGCGCGCCCCCGGGAAAAAGCGGGGAUGUGUCCCAAAAUAAACGCCAGCCCACAGCUCGGCAACUCUUUGCCCGAUGGGUCGGGAGGGCCGCCGCUAGCAGAGCCCGCCCGCGCGCCCGCUUGCUGGGAGGAGCUCUCCUUGCCUCCUCCGCGCUUUUGAGUUGCCGCAAAUAGAGCAGCAAGGGAGGCAGAAGCUCUUUUGCCGCCCAGUCCCCCGGAACCACGUCCGUACUUCUCGUUUCCUCCGACCCGCCCGAUAUGCGUACGUUCGCUUUCCCCGCCCUUGCGCUGAAACUGGUGACGCAGCUGUCGGGGAAUGGGUAUUUUGGCGCUUGUGGGUCAAAGUACGCGCUAGACGCCAAGUGGAUGUCGUUCACUCUCGACUUCUUCCACUAGAACUACGUGAAAUAAGUCUGGAGGAGGAGAAUAAUCAAUAUUGUGAAAUGUUCACUAAAAUUUAAGGAAAAGAAUUAAUGUAUUUUCUAUUCCAUUUAUUGCUUGUGGCUUUGUUUUCGGAACUUGUUUUUUGUUCUAUGUUAUGUGAAUAACAUUUUCCGUGCAUACGUUCGUAGAAAACAUUUCGUAACACUGUUAGAGUCCUUAGUGCAAUUAAAUGAACUUAAAGCCAUUCUUAACGGCCUGUGUGUAAGAGCAAAUCAAAUGAGUUCUCAGAGUAAGUUAUGUUCCAAGAAAAGCAUAUAUUUAUAAAUAUUUUGUCUAAGGUGGUAGUACGUAAAUAUUGAGCCGAUAUCACAAAUAACGAAAUUGCUUAAAAAACCUCAAUACAAGCUUCAACCGCGUUACUUGUCUGUGAAAUAGUGUGAAGCUAUUUAGUCAACCGGAAUGUGUGAAAAAAUGUAAAUAGUAAUGCAUUGUCAUGUAAGGUUAAAUCGAGCUACUCCGGAGGAAACUUGUGGUUUUAUAAUGUUACUUGGAAAGCUACAAGAUUCUCGCAGGCGCGGCGUAAUUCCCGAAUUGACAUUCUGGCAGUUAAGUUACGUGUAACUAAACUACUGAUUCAAGUUUAACAAAUGUUUGCUUCCCAAAAUUGGUGUCACGUCAUGGGUCCAUUUGCUGUGUACACUGGCAAGUCUAGGUCUGAUGACAUGUAAAGCGGAUGUCGUGACGUAUGAGAUCUUAGUCACGAUGUUCUUAGUCAUUGGUUAUCUUAAGUUCAAAGAAAUGUGUGCUCAAUAUGGACUUAAGACCCGUGCUGCUAGUUCUGAAAUACGCUCGAAUUUCAUUGCCGUUCACGCCCAUGCACUUCGUGUCGGAACGUGGUUUCGCACUUCACCAGCUCUUAUUUUAUCAUUAGAAUUGGAUAAACUUUCUUUUCAGCGCGCCCAAAGAAGCACAAGGGACCUGUUGGAGAAGAGCUCAUAAAUCACCUAGUACUGACGUGGCACGACAGCAAAUUGAAUGUUAUGCGGUGUUAUUGUCAUAAGUAUGGAUUUCUUUUUACAUUGACGAGGUCCACUAACUGUGGUUCCAUAAGCUACUAAAACUCCGCUUGGUAGGAUAUUGAGCGAAAGACCCAGGUGCAGCAACCAGCGGACUCCGCUCAUGGCGCAAAUGAAUGGGUCGUAAUUAGCCCUACAACUGUUGUCAUGAGUGUGCCGUUGAGAACGCACGUGAUAUGAGGAGUAGAUAAGCAAUUACGUCAACAUUUUUCUUAUGCAAUUGCCUAGAGCCGAGGUAUAAUUUCAAGCAAAUAGAUGGAAAAACUAUUAAAAGAGUUUAAUAUUUCAAAACUUGUCAGGUGUUUCGUACCAAGGUUUCUGCAGGGGAGUCGCUCUCGGUAUGGUGCGAAAAUUGACCGAAUCUCGGCAUGUUCAUGUGGAAACCCGGUGUUAAUUCGAUGCGGGGGGGGAGGUGUGGCGGGAAGCUUGAAUAGUAUUUGUUCCACAGGUCCUCUUCUGGGUGCGGUGCAUUCAGUUCAAUAACGAUAUUUGCCAACACAAAUGCAUGUUUAUUUUUGGAAAUCAUGAAUUUCAAUGAAGUAUUGUUGGAAAUUUGAUCUCGUAAUGAUUUGUCGAACGUGGUUUCAACUGACAUGAAGGUGGUCUGAAAAUCAUGUCAUGAAAAUAAAAUGUUUCUGGACCAUUUUACUCAUUGUUUUAGUUUUUUUAUUCUAGAAAAUAUCAGCUAAACUGUGGUUAAUAACGCUGUAAUGUGAUGGUUUGUAAUAAUGAGGAAAACAUUAAAUUUAAGAACAAAUUAAAGUCCUGAAAUACAUAUUAUAUUCAAUCUGUCUACGUUUUUGUCGGAA